This is a messenger RNA of Cuscuta epithymum, 8862 nucleotides long. NCBI's taxonomy places the organism in Eukaryota, Viridiplantae, Streptophyta, Magnoliopsida, Solanales, Convolvulaceae. The record is from the annotation of a GenBank genome assembly.
CCUGAGUUCCCUUUGAGUUAAAAUUACCAAAUUCUAGCUUGAUGACGAGCUUGGUUACCGAGAAUCUAUUAUCUUCCCUAUCAUUCUUCCCGUUCAUGUAUAACUCUGAAGCUAUUAUACUUAGGAGUUUUCUUCUCUACUUGCAGAGUUGCAGUAGUUAGCUAAACUUGCAGACAUUAAUCCCUAAGUGCAUGGCAUAGAAGCGUCGUUCCAGGCUCCAUUGCGACGAAGACGGCCCCCGACCCUCUACCAUCGUUCCUAUUUCCUACCUCAUCAGUGGUGUAUCCUCCCCCGCCAAGCGUUGCUCCCCAACCGCCAGUCUGUCGCCUCUCUUCCCCUCUAUUCAGAUACCAAGGUCUAAGGGUAACACCAAGGUCUAGGAAUUGAGGUGUGAUGGAACAGAAUUCACAAUUCCAUGAUCAUGAAUUGGAGAAUGAAGAGUAUGUACUGAUGGAUCUCGAUGAUGUCUUUGACCAAAUAUCACUUCCCACAAAUGCCCCCUAUGUCCUAUCGGGUCUUGAUACUGUGAACCCCAUUCUGAACAUUGACGGAAAAAUCAAGCUGGAUCUGUUAACGAAGCAGACUAUUGGUAAAGGACAUGAGUCAGCUGGUCUUUAUAUUUUGGAUACAUCAAUCACAAAAGGUAUCUCUUGUCUUGGGGUUGGGACUUUGUUAGAUGCUCAUUACCGAUUAGGACAUCCAUCUCUCCCAUUAAUGAAGCAAAUAAAUCCCAAAUUUAAUAAGAUGACCUCUUUACAAUGUGAGUCAUGUCAAUUUGCGAGACACCAUCGUACUAGCUUGAGCCCUCGAGUUAAUAAACGAGCAAAUGCUCCAUUUGACCUUGUUCACUCUGAUGUUUGGGGUGUUUGCCCGGUUGUGUCUAAAGCUGGUUUUAAAUAUUUUGUUACCUUUGUUGAUGACUAUUCUCGUAUGACAUGGUUGUAUUUCAUGAAACGUCGAUCUGAGUUGUUCACUCAUUUUUCUUCCUUUUAUGCUGAAAUUAAAACUCAGUUUAACGUUCCUGUUCGGGUGUUAAGAGGAGACAAUGCCCAAGAAUAUCUAUCUGCUACAUUUAAGUCAUUUAUGCUUCAACAUGGCAUUAUUCAUCAAACUUCAUGCGUUGACACACCUCCUCAAAAUGGAGUUGCAGAACGAAAGAACCGACAUCUGUUAGAAACUGCAAGGGCUCUUCUAUUCCAAAUGAAUGUGCCUAAACAGUUUUGGGCAGAUGCCGUGUCUACUGCAUGUUUUUUGAUAAAUCGAAUGCCAUCUUCUGUUUUGAAUGGUAAAGCUCCUUAUCAUUGUCUAUUUCCAAACAAAGAGCUUUUUCCUAUCCCACCUAAAAUAUUUUGUUGCACUUGUUUUGUUAGAGAUGUUAAUCCUCAUCUUACAAAGUUAGAUCCCAAAUCAUUAAAAUGUAUUUUCUUGGGAUAUUCUCGAGUCCAAAAGGGGUAUAGAUGUUUUUGUCCGAGUACUGGUCGGUAUCUUGUUUCUAUUGAUGCAUCAUUUCAUGAAAAUACACCUUUUUCAUCAUCUAAGGCAGAUAUUCAUGAGAGCAAUGAUGAUAUACUCAUUUACACGAUGACUAUUCCCGAGUCCACACUUUCGACAAAUAUUCCACAAGUUACUGUUCCUGACCCUAGGCCUCCCGUACAUUUGGUAUACACCCGUCGACACAAAGCACCUGAUCACCCUCCACCGGCGAUACUUGUGAUUACUUAUCCUGAUACUAGUUCGACUCCGAUCUCAUGUCCUGAACCAGUACCUGCAUCCUCAGAUCUUGUCUCCACAUCAGAUCUUGACCUCCCAAUCGCACUACGUAAAGGUACACGAUCUUGUACUCAUCCUAUUUCUUCAUUUGUGUCGUACAAUCAGUUAUCUCCUGCUUCAUGUUCUUUUAUUGCUUCCAUUGAUUCUAUUUCUGUUCCCAAAUCUGUAAAAGAAGCUUUGUCUCAUCCUGAAUGGCGUCAUGCCAUGGUAGAGGAAAUGAAUGCUUUAGAUCUUAAUGGUACUUGGGAUUUGGUUGACUUGCCUACAGGGAAGAAAUCUAUUGGAUGUAAGUGGGUCUUUGCUAUUAAGGUUAACCCAGACGGAUCUGUUGCUCGGUUGAAAGCCCGAUUAGUUGCGAAGGGUUAUGCUCAAACCUAUGGUGUUGAUUAUUCUGACACUUUUUCUCCUGUUGCUAAAUUAACAUCUGUCAGGUUACUUAUUUCACUCGCUGCAACUCAUGAUUGGCACUUACAUCAGUUGGACAUUAAAAAUGCAUUUUUGCAUGGUGACCUUAAGGAAGAAGUCUAUAUUGAGCAACCUCCGGGAUUUGUUGCUCAGGGGGAGUAUGGUAAAGUUUGUCGACUUCGCAAAUCUCUUUAUGGUCUGAAACAGAGUCCUCGUGCAUGGUUUGGGAAAUUCAGUCAAUCAAUUGAACAAUUUGGAAUGAUAAAAGGCAAAUCAGAUCACUCUGUCUUUUACAAACAAACAGAAUCAGGUGUCACGUUGCUUGUGGUGUAUGUUGAUGAUAUUGUGAUUACAGGGAGUGAUAAUGCAGGUAUUUUGGCCCUUAAGAAUUUUCUGCAUAGUCAAUUCCAGACGAAGGAUCUUGGCUCUUUGAAAUACUUUCUGGGAAUUGAGGUAACACGAAGUAAGAAAGGCAUAUUUCUAUCUCAACGUAAAUAUGUACUUGACUUACUAGCUGAGACAGGUAAAUUAGGGGCAAAACCAAGUACAACACCGAUGGUUCCCAACGUGCAACUCACUCAAGAAGGCACACCGUUUGAAGACCCAGAAAGAUAUAGAAGACUGGUUGGAAAGCUUAAUUAUCUCGCAGUCACUCGUCCAGAUAUUGCCUAUUCUGUGAGUGUAGUGAGUCAAUACAUGUCAUCUCCAACCAUUGAUCAUUGGGCUGCAGUAGAACACAUAUUAUGUUACUUAAAGGGUGCACCAGGACGAGGUAUUGUUUAUCAAAACCAUGAUCACAUGAGAAUAGAAUGUUUUGCAGAUGCUGAUUGGGCCGGUUCUAAAGAUGAUCGAAGAUCUACAUCUGGUUAUUGUAUCUUUGUUGGUGGUAAUCUUGUAUCUUGGAAGAGUAAGAAGCAGAAUGUGGUUUCUCGUUCGAGUGCCGAAUCAGAAUAUCGAGCUAUGGCACAAUCUGCAUGUGAGAUCAUAUGGAUAAUCCAUUUAUUGACCGAGCUCGGACUGAAGACAUCAAUGCCUGCUAAAUUGUGGUGUGAUAACCAAGCUGCUAUACACAUAGCAAACAAUCCUGUAUUUCAUGAGAGAACAAAACAUAUUGAGGUCGAUUGUCAUUUUAUUCGAGAGAAGAUACAAAAAGGAUUGAUCUCUACAGGAUAUGUGAAGACUGGGGAACAACUUGGAGAUCUGUUAACUAAAGCACUAAAUGGAAUUCGAGUUGGUUAUUUAUGUAACAAGUUGGGCAUGAUAAAUAUCUAUGCUCCAACUUGAGGGGGAGUGUGAAAGUAUAUUAAAAUAUACUUUAGAAUAUGCUUUAGAAUAUAUUAGGAAUAUACCAUAUAUAGUAUUAUUGUAUAGCAUCUUGUAUAGGAAUAUUCUAUCUUUGUAAUCUAUAUUUAUAGGGCCUUACCCUUCAAUGAAAGAUACAGAAAAUCCUUUCCUCUCCAAUAUUAUUUCUUAGUUUAUGUGUUAUAUUUCAACAAUUAGAUAGUAUGUAGUUGAAAUAUAAUUCUCUAAUCUUACAUUCCCUUUUAUUUGGUGUUACUUUUCACAGGUAGGAGAAUAUGUGGAGACUAUUGGGACUUGCCUUGUUUUUAGUGGAAGCGAUACCUCUCCAGUGGUUCAUGAAGAGACCGGGCCAUCUGAAGCUAACCUUUUGUCAAGGAAAUGCACAGGAGAUCCUAAGCAAACAACAAGUAAGCAAGUAAAGCCAAUUACCCAGUUUCAUAAGAUUCUCAAGUUCAGAUUAUUGCUGGAAGGUGAAAAUGAAGAAAUGGUUAAAGCAGCAAGCACAUAACUGUAUAUAAUAUACUCCACUUCAUAAUUUACUCGGGGUAUUGAAGUGCGCAAAACUAUCUUUUGUACACCACUCCUCCCCUACUUGUUUGACAACCAGACUGUUUGGUCCUACCCAAACUGGGUGUCCAGACAUCACAUUCCUGAACUGACUAUGGUCUUGGUUCAAGCUUUUAGAGGAUCCCGGUUUCGAUGAGGCCCAUGCCUUGAGUGUUCUAACCCAAGAGGUAAUACAAACUGGUCCUCGGGCACACUUUAGCCCCUGACUAUUGUGUAUUUGUGCUACUUGAGCAUGGAGGACAUAUCUAUCAUUGGGAUUGCAGAGUGAGUCUUAAUUUUAUGGGAAGAUAUAUUUAUGAAUCAUCCCUGUAAUUUUAGCAGUAGCCUUCACUAGAUUAAAUCUCAAGACAUAGAGUAGCUCACAAUAGAAUGAUGUAGGCAUGGGCCGGUUCCGGGCCGGGCCGGUCCAAACCGGGCUUUUAUUUUUUGGGGGCGGGACCGGCCUGGUUUGCAACCGCCAACCGGGUCCGGGCCGGUCUCGGGCCGUUUUUUUUUUUUUUUUGCUUUUCUAAUUAACACCUGACCCCCCCUCACCCCCCACCCGCCAAACCCUCCCAAAACACCUAGCCCAACCCGGGAAAAACAAAAAAAUGAAAAAAAAAAAGGGCCCAAACGGGCCGGUUCCAAAGGAAGGGUGGUCCCGGAUCCGGACUGCUCUAACACACCGGGCUGGUCCUAGGCCCGGUUCCCAGGCCGGUUUACCGUGCCAGUCCGGGCCCGCACAGUGGCGGGUCGGGUCGGUUCCCAGGCCAGGCUGACUGGAACCGGUCCAUGCCUAGAAUGAUAACAGGUAGACUAGGCUUGUUUUUUACGAAGAAGUUGAUAAUUUUUUAGAGGAAAAAAUAAUUAAAAUACCUCAAACUUUGAAGGGGUGUGAGAUAAACACCCCAAACUUUCAUAUGUGAUUUAAAUACCCCAAACUUUAUAUAAAAAGUUAUUUUAACACCAUGUUCAUGUAUCCUUUGUUUCAAAAAUUUAAAUUUAUGAUGUUAAUUGCAUAAUUUAAAUUAGCGAAUUCAAAAUAUUGCAAUUAUAUAGAGUGGGGGUAGUAAUAUUUAUUUUACAAUGGAAGUUUAGAAUGUUAAUUGUAUCUUCAUGAAUGCUAAAAUAUUUUAAAUUAUGAAAUAAACAUAAAAAAGUAACAUUUUUGAAAAAGAUAUAUAUGACCAAGGUACUAAAAUAACUUUUAAUAUAAAGUUUGGGGUAUUUAAAUUACAUGUGCAAGUUUGGGGUGUUUACCUCACACCCCUUCAAAGUUUGGGGUAUUUAAAUUAUUUUCCCCUUUUUAGAAAGAUUAAACUUUGUAAAGAAAAUAAGAAAUGAAAUUUGGCAAUGUAAGGUUGGCCGAGUAAAGAGCGAAGAACUGAAGGCCUGAAGGGCAUGUGUGGAAAGUAGUUGUUCAACCUUGAAAAUUUGGAAGUACGAAUGUACGAUUACAUUAAAUGUUGGACGCGGAUAAAAUAUACACCCUCCGUCCCAAAAUUAUCUUCAUAGUUACUAUUCACAUGAUCAAUUCAAAUUAAUCUUAAUCUUUUACUUUGUAUAUCAAAUUUUUAUCAAACGUAAAUUUUCUUUGUUAGGCUUUGUAGUAGUUUUAAUGUAGUUUCUGAAUAUGUAAAUUUUAUUUACUAAAAAUAAUCUGACUGUGAACAGGGAUCGAGUUGUUUUAUCGUCAGUCAAGCAUCGUAAAUCGAACUAUGAAGAUAAAUAUGGGACGGAGGUAGUAAUAAUAUACGGAGUAUAUAAGUAUUUACAAUUUUUCACAUCAAAGUUAAUUAAUGUUUGUGCACAAAGAUGGAUUUUUAAAUCAUAGAUAGUGACAUCUCUGUAAAAAACAUGCAAACCGAUUUCUUUGCAUAAGUAUUUUUGUAUGUGUUCAGUGUUAUAACUCUAUAAACAUGUACUGGGUUUUUGAAAUUUAUUUUCUUCACCCAAAUAAACUCUAAAUAUUUAUUAUAACACAUACUCCUCCGUCCGGGAAACAAGUUCUCACUUUCUUUAUUUGGAUGUCCCAAAAUAAACUUCUCAUUUCCUUAUUUGGCAAAUUAUUUACAUCAAAACAGUGUCAAACAGUUCAAAACAGUGUCGAAACAAUGUCAAAACAGUAAAAUUUAUCUCUCAGUAACUUUAUUUCCUUAAAAUGUAAGAAAGUCAACUCGGAAACUUGUUUCCGGGACGGAGGGAGUAUAUUUUAGAAACUACACAUACAAUAAAUUUGUGACUUUUUAUCUACAAUUUGAUUUCCAACGACUCUCCAUCUAUGAUCUUGGGAGAUGAUGAUAAGAUGGAAGAUGACAAAAAUGAUGGGAUGAAUAUUAUGAAAGGUGAUGAAGAGGAUUUGUAUGGUGAACUGGUGAAGGGAAGAAAGGAAAGAUACAAGGAAAUGAGAGAGUGGCCGAGGAAAAUGGAAAUUUUUUGAAGUUUAUAAAGUUGUAUAAGUUCUGUAUACAAAUAAUUUCUCUAUGACUGAAUAAUUUUUUCAACAACCCAUUUUUUAUGUCUUAAAAAUUUUGUCAAUUUUUCUUUUAAUCAAUCAACUAGUGGUUUAUAUUAUUUCUUUUUUCUAUGUACAAAUUUCAAUUGUAUUAUUUUGAGAUUGAAAGACUCUUCCAAAUAUUGAUCCUCUGUCUUGGAAUGAGUGAUAUUAAUCAAUAGAUGACAACUUUUAAUUUAAUAUAAACAUUUCGCACACAUUUAUAUGUAAUGGUCUGUGCACAUAGAUAAUGUUGUACGUAUUGCCUAUGCACAAAGGCAAUUAGGGAUGUACAUAUAUCUGUGUGCACAGACAAUUACUUAAAAAUGUGUGCGAAAUGUGUACAUAUUUCUUGUGCAAAUACUCCCUCUGUCCCACAAAUUUCUACACACUUAUCAUUUUGGGAUAUCAUUUUCAUUUACCCCAGUGCCGCAAAGGCUCCCACCUAAGGUGCGGUAAGGGUGGGUCGGAUGUACGCAGUCUUGCCCCUGUACUAAAGCACAGAAAGACUGUUUCCGGAUGACCCAUGGUGAAAAUUGCAUCCAAAAUUGCAUGGACUGACUGCUGCUUCAUAACAAAGAAGCGCAUACAGUUUAGUGAGCCAUUUUGCUUUAUUCCAUCAUAUUCUCAAGCCCAAAAAUAAUGCAUCUUUGGCUCCAUUGCAAAUGAUGGAAACCACUUAUCAUUUUGGGAUGCCCCAAAUUUUUUUUCUGAUUUUCCUUUUUGGAAAGUUUUGUGUGGAAAACAUUCAUUUACCAUUUUCUUACUCAAUUACAAUCAUAUAUUUUCACUUAUUCUUACUUUUUUAAUAAGCGUGCCAAGUCAAAAUGAGAUUUAUAUUUUGGGAUGGAGGGAGUAUAAUGUUUCUUUUUUUUUUUUACCUCAGGGGGGUCUGGGGGAGGGGAGCUGGGGGGAAGCCUGGAGUAAUCAGGUCUGAAACUCACUCCAUUAAGUUUCAAACCCUUGUGUGCCUAGCGGGUUUCGAACUCGAGACCUCCCACUAGGCACGGUAACCUCACAACCAGCUGGGCUGGAAUGCUUGGUUGAAUAUAAUGUUUCUUUUAAUUUACAAAAAUGAAAGAAAAUCUUACCUCCCAGGUCACUCGUCAUUUAAUCUCUUAACAUUUGUGCAGCUCCAACAUAAUUAUUGAUCACAUGAUUAAGCUAGUAAUAAUGGCAUAACCCUAGGUUAAUAUUAUUUUCUUUCCGUUGUCUCAUCAUUUCUUUUCGAUCUGUCCCACUAAUAUUGUCCUACAUAAAAUUUGAUAAAUUUUAUUUGAUUCUAAAUCAACUUUAUUCUUAUUUAUCAAUUCAAUUCUAAUCAAUUAUACUCAUUUUUCUUAAUAAUAAGGGGCCGUUUGUUAUGAUGUAAAGUAAACACUUUGCGUGUAAACUGUGGGGAUGUAAACAUUUUACACUGUUAUGUAAGGUCAUCUGUUUUUUAUGACCUGCAAACGGAAUUAUCUUCAGCGUGUUUUGCAUGUCGUGUGUUACAUGUUGAUGGUCGUGAUGGUGUUUUUGACUAUCAGAUUUCUGACGACAACAGGAAUUUGGAGUUUAAAGUUCAUUUUGAAAUGUCUGAUAUGAAGGCGGAGUGCAGUUGUAAAUUCUUCCAGCGGAUUGGUUUGGUUUGUCGUCACAUCUUUCUUGUCUUAAAGGACGCGAAAGUUGAACAGAUUCCAGAACAUUUUGUUAAUACAUGUUGGUGUAAGAAGGGUUUAAUCAAACCGUUGUCCUAAAUCUCUGAUUAUGUAUUCAGCAAAGCGUCACGCUAGAGCAGAAUAAGAUGUGUGUGAACUCUUUAUGGUCUGAUAUAUAUGCAUGCAUGACUCUUGUUGAAAAUAACCCAAGUUACUUGCAGCAGUUUUCAGGCAUUAUUAAAGAUCAAAAAGAGACUCUUCUUUCCCUUUCGAGUGGGGUUGCACAGUCAUCAACAAAGCAGUCGGUAUUUGAGUCCUUUUAUGGUUCCGCUGCGCCUUCUGUCGUCACAGUUCAUCCUCCAAAACAAGCCAGAAAUAAAGGUUCAGGAGGUAGAAUCAAGUCUCCCAAAGAGGUUUCUAUCCAAGAAUCUAAACGUCCUAAGAGACUUUGUUGUUCGUGCAAUGAGAUAUGCCAUCAUGAUAGCCGGAAUUGUCCGUUGAAUAAAUAGCUAGGAUUGUUUAAGAUCGUGGUUUUUAUUGAUUAAUGGAUUAUCUUUGUUUUUUUACCCCGGUGGAUGUAAACUGUUGACAAAUUAUUUUUCAUGAUUUUUUUUAUAAAGUAUCCACCUCGUUAAUAUCUUUACUGCUUUAUACACAAUAUUUGUAUGCAUAUUUCUAUUCACUUAUGUGCACCUUGUAUUUCUA